AUGGAAGUGGCAAAGAAGGUAUCUGGCCCUCACCGGUUAGGAGUUGUUGAAGGUUAUCAAGGGAGAAAAAAUGAAAUUGUGUUACAUCCUCCCCAUGAGAAUUCAACUAUCAUUGGAACUGUUGUAUAUUUUGGUGGAGAUAUGCAAGAUUAUAAGGAAAACAUGCUGGCUCACAGAGACAAUAAAUACUAUUCAGAUUGGGAUCUGGAAACCACUGCUACCAUACUUAACAGACAUUUCCCUGAUUAUGUGGUUCUAAUUAUAAAGCCCUCUAAAAUGGCUCUAAAGACUUUUAGUUGUUAUGAUAAUUUUAUGACUACAAACAAUUUUGGUGCUCCAUCUUAUUCCUCUGAUUUAGAUAGCUUAAAACAUCUUAAUUUACUUUUGCAUAAUGUUGAGAGUGUUUGUGUUUCCAACUUCAAUCUCAGUGAGUUUAUUUGUAAACCAGUGACUUUAAUUGGGUUCAGUAAAGGAUGUGUUGUUUUAAACCAAUUUCUUUAUUCAAUUCACUUCCUAAGAAAUUCGCCAGAUGAAGAAAUGGAAUUAUUAUUGAAAAAAAUUAAUUGCUUUUAUUGGAUUGAUGGUGGUCAUUCUGGAACCUCUCCAACUUGGAUUACUGACAAGUCAGUAUUAGAGAGCUUCUCUAAACUAGACGUUGAUGUUCAUUUACAUGUGACACCGUACCAAGUUCUGUGUGAUACCAGACCGAGAAUAG
Messenger RNA from Parasteatoda tepidariorum (common house spider), 715 nucleotides. RefSeq names its product mitochondrial protein C2orf69 homolog. NCBI's taxonomy places the organism in Eukaryota, Metazoa, Arthropoda, Arachnida, Araneae, Theridiidae. The record is from RefSeq and is a predicted model, not a curated record. Gene Ontology annotation, cellular component: mitochondrion.